GUUUCCUUACUGUAUAUAAAUAGACAGCUGCCCCUUAUUUGAGGAUUUGAGCAGUCCACGCAAGUAUGAAAUUCUUGCUGGUCUUCUGCUUGAUCCUUCUCUUCUCAGGGACUCUGUGUGAUGCUCGCUGUUACUUUAGACCAUCCAGCAAAUACGGGUGCCUUUCAAACAGAAACCUUUAUGUUUUUGGUGCGGUGUGGAAGACUGAAGAUUGUUACCAAUGCAGGUGUAAGAUGAAUGCAAUGAUUUGCUGCAGCUUAGUUGUAAUCCCCAAGAACUAUGACAGGGCAAACUGCGUUGGUCUGUUCCACAAGAAAAGCUGUUCAAUCAAAGUAGUGAAGAAGACAAACCCUGACAUAAGCUGCAAAGUCUACAAUGGAGUUGGUUAAGUCCAUGUGAUGUGUUUCUCCUCUUCUGCAUGUCCCUGGAAGUUGAAUAUGUUCUGGAUCGCUCAUUUAGAGGAAAUCAGCAAAGCAACAUGGUUUCAGGAGGAAUGGGUUCACCUCAUGCCUUUCACAACUCUAAUUACGGCACGUCUGUCUCAUUUCUGACACUAGGGGGUUUGUCUUAUUAUAUACACAUUUGUAACAAAUCUUUACCAUACGUAAUUUUGUGACUUUAUUCCUGUUGGGAUCCAGAGUUAAAUAA
Molecule: messenger RNA, 648 nt
Organism: Cygnus olor (mute swan)
Lineage: Eukaryota; Metazoa; Chordata; Aves; Anseriformes; Anatidae
Product: beta-microseminoprotein-like
Exons: 4
Coding region: 66-389 (107 amino acids)
Source: RefSeq, a predicted model, not a curated record